UGAAUCAUAUAGAUCAAUAAAUAUUCAAUUUCAUAUUAUAUCAGUUUGACGAUAUCGGCGGAGUCACCGGAGCAAAUCGGCAUAUUUCAAGUCCAACGAGAGCCACCUGUGAAAACAAUCGGAGAGGUAACACGUCGGUAUUUAUUACAUAGCAGUACGUGUUACACUCGCCGUCAAGAAGUAAUUCCUCUCGCGUGUGAGUCCACAAUGCAGCUGAUAACAAAGCUGAUAACAUACGGCGGAGAAAUGACACGCAUUUUUGCGCCGAUUUUUGCCGAUCGUAAGAACAUCAAUGUGUUACAAUAGCCUUUGACCACAAGAGCUGAGAAAACACGGUCCUUUACGACUUGAUCGCUGCUCGCUGUCAAGUUGGCUUCCUAUCGAUUGGUAGUGUGAGCAAUGAACAACAAUAAGACCCGCACCGCUAAUGCGUUAUUAACAGCGACGCUCGUUGAAGCAUCAAACUUCUCGUCUUUAUCUGACGUGUACGAAGAAACGUUAUUAUUUUCCGCCAGCGCGACAAAUCCUGUAUCACGAAUUUCAUCUCGGAAAACCCUCGUAAUCUCCAGCUGCUCCGAUUCGACGAGGUCGAUGUCUUCCGAGAAUAAUAAAGUCAGCCGUACAUGCGUGUGUGUGUGUGUGUGUGUAUGAUAAUUACACACAAGCGUCCGAUGAUAAUUGCAUUCGUGCGUGCAAAAAGCAUAAUUUUCCAAACCACGUGAGAUUGAUUAAUCGUGUAGCGAAAUCCGAUCGAAAUUGUCUACUUCGCAAUUGUCUGCGCGCAAAUAUCGCCGGAAGUUCUCACAGUCGUUCCGUCGAAAUACUACUCUCGCACGAGGCGAUCUUAACCGCGUUGGCGCGGAUCAAAUAAUGUGACGAACCAUCUAGCCGUAGAAUGCAGCAAAACGCAAUACCGGGGCGCCGGCGAGGUGGGGAGAUUUGUAUCGCUUCUCCGAAGGUGGAAGGGACGAAAACGGCGUGACAGGCCCUUCGUGGGGCAUCGUGCCCAUACCUAACAGUAACCUGGCGGAAUCCGAGGGCCGCGGAUUAGGCACGCGAAUACCUGAUCUCUCCCGCGUUACAGCCCGUGCUCGUUUCCAAGAGAGAGUUUCUCACUUCCUCCUGAAUCCAGCGGUCUCGCGUCGUCUCGUAUUAACGUUGCCCUCCGUCCGUUUGACCUCGAGACGCGAGGUCCUUUUCCAACGUCCUACAUGUUCGCGGACCUCCGCGGAGAGUCGAUAUUAAAUGAAAAUUCUGCAGUGCGCGCGCGGCGCGACCUCGAGCCCUCACUUUCGAAGGGGAGAGCUGGAACGACGUGAAGAUGGAAAUAUCUUCGCCAAUAAGGACACACUUGACCAAUGACAGCCGAGGUCCUCGCUCGAGUUCACUUACCCCCGACGACGCCAUGUGCCAAUAACGCGGCACUUUCGGUCGUCUGAAGACGAAGGAAGCGGCCGCGGGAGGCGAAGCGAUCGUACCGUCGUAGGCUGCUUCGAGUUUGUAAAACGUCGCAAAGUUUUCGCAAUCGAGAUGCCCGACGUGGAGAUGCGUGACUCAUCACGGUGACGAAUGUGCGAUUCGCGAGGUGUCUCGUUUCAGUAUGAGAGCAACUUCCAUGGUUCAACGGUCAUGAGACGGAGACGCUCGGGAUCUCGAGGAGCAGAAACUGCGUCGCCCGUGGACCGGCAAUAUCUGGGGACUCGUCGCAGACUUGUCGCGUAGACCCAGCGAGCGAUGUCGUCGAGCGUGACGUCGCACGAGGCGACGGCGAUGCCGGCGGAGGCAGCGGAGCUAGACAGCGACGGUUCGAGCUGCGGCGAGCGCGACCCCCGAAAGCGUGUGCGCGGCGACAGUGACCCGACCGGGCCCAAGAAGCGCCGGAAACAGACCACACCGGUAAGAUUCUCGUCCGGGCUCGCAACCGGCGCGCACGAGGAAGAGCGCGAGGACGAGCACGAGGACGAGGACAGCGAAGGUAAGCCGUCGUCGUCGCGAUCGCCGUUGCCGAGCAACGACCAUCACCACGACCAAUACCAUGAUCACCAUCACCAUCACCACCAUCACCACCAUCACCACCACCAACAACAACAACAACAACAACAACAACAACACGAACACCCGCCGUCUUCGAAAGACGAGAACCUGAACAACGAGUUCCGUUGCCAGCACUGCGGCCGGUUCUUCGACAGCAAAGAGACGCUUAACGUCCACGUGGACGGCGAGCACGGCGCCGCGAAUCAGGCGACGCCGGGCUCCGUCGCCAUCAAGUUAGAACCGACGCAGCAGUCGGAUCAGACCGAAGGUCCCGUUAGUCUCCUGAGCGUGAAGAACUUCGCCACCUCGACCGCCACGUGGCUGACCUCCGGCGGUCAGCAUGUGCAGUCGCAGGCGCAGAUGCAAGCGCAGGGCGAGGACUCGUGGCCUGGCUCGGUCAGUCAGAUCGCCACGAUGACGAAUCACUUGCAGGCACUCUCGGCUUUCCCAGGCGCUCUCGCGCAGUACCUUCCUCUACCAAGUUUCUCCUUAGCGGAUCCCCAACAGCUCCCGAAGUCAUCCCUGGGACCGACGCCGACGAUCAGGAUCUUCAACCCGGACGCGUACUGCGACCUGUGCAACAAGGAAUUCUGCAACAAGUACUUCCUGAAGACGCACAAGGCCAACAAGCACGGCAUUUACGUGGACUCGCCAGCGAGCACCAUGUCGGCGAGCACCAUGGACCCGGGGAACGUGCCCGGCGUCGUGUUCGGCGCGAAUUUCCACGGCAACGUGACGACGGUGAAGCUGGAGCCGCUGGCGACGCCGCCGACCACUGGCGCCGCCUGCGACAUUUGCCAGAAGCGUUUCCGCAACGAAGAGUCCGCGAGGAAGCACAAGCAAAAGGUUCACAACGAGUCGGCCGAUCAGUCGGAUCAGUAUGUGUCUCUAUCGCAGAACGAGGAGGACCGCGAGACCCCGCGCGACAGUCCUGGCGGCAUAGAAACGCUCUUCAAGCAGGAAUACGGCGUCGAGCAGGAGGACACCAGCUUCAUGCCAGCACCCAGACACCUGUCGCCCCAGUCCAUUCAACAAGCUCGCGAUUCCGGCUUCAACGUCGAGCGUCUGCGUCGCCUGGGCGUGAUCAAUCCCGAAGCGUUCUGCGAGAUUUGCGGCAAGGAGUACUGCAACAAAUACUUCCUACGCACGCACAAGAUGAAGAGACACAACAUCUUCGUGCAAGACAACGAGAAGUCACCCGGCAACCCCGGCACGACCGCCACUUGGCAUCAGGUGCAAACCAGCCCGUUGAACUUGAUCGUCGCCGAGAGCACCGCGAGCUCAGAGUCAAACGACCGUGUCACUUCCGAGGAACACGAAUGCAGGCCCUGCGGUAUCCGCUUCCAAACGGCAGGUCUACACCAGGCGCACUGCAAGAAGAUGCACGAAGGCGAAGAGCGAGGCUCACCGAAGCAGGAAUACGACCCGGAUAGCUCGGACCCACGACCCACCUCCGACUCCAUCUCCGAGGACCUGCAGAAGCUGCAGACGAUGAUACUGCAAUUGAACGGCCUGGACCCGGCCAAGGGGGGAACGUCCUGCGCCGUCUGCGGCAAGGAGUGCGACUCAAGGUCGGCCUUGCGCGUUCAUAUGGCGACGGAGCACGGCGCCACGAGCGACGAGAUCCCAUCGUCGCCGCGGGACAAGUCGCCCGCUGCUAUUUCCGCCAUUUUCUGCACAGUGUGCGAGAAGGAUUAUCCCAGCCAGGAGGCACUGAGAAGACACAUCAACGAGGAGCAUCAGUCACCUGUCGCGUCAGCUGUCGUUGCCUUGCCGGCACUUCCGACGGCGGUCGCCAAUUCAACGCCAACUAGUCAAAUCCCUAGCGGCCAGACGACGACGACGACGACGACGACGACGACGCCGACGACGCCGACAACGACGACGACGACGACGACGACGACGACAACGGAGAGAAAAGUGACGUCAUUGACGCCCACGUCGAGUUACUGCGAGAUCUGCAACAAAGAGCUCUGCAACAAGUACUUCAUGAAGACGCACAUGCAACGGAUGCACGGCAUCGAGAUUGAGAACGGCGCGCAGAUAGGCGGCGUGAUCUGCAACAUUUGCAACAAGGAGCUGUGCAGCAAGUACUUCUUGCGCGUGCACAAGCACAACACUCACGGUAUCGUCGACGAGAACACCUCGGGCUCGACCAAUAGACAGGAUGUAUCUUACGAUGCUUCGGCCGCGGACGAGUCGGCGCUGAAGCCGGAACAGCUGGGAGACCUCAGUAACAGAUACUUCACCCACUUCACCGAGGUCUGUCCGAUCUGCAAUCGAAGAUUUCGCAGCGUCAAGUGGCUGAAGGCCCAUCUGAUGGGUGACCAUGGCAAAACAGGAAUCGACAAAUGGCGCGAGUUGGAACAACAGUAUCAAGCAACCGCCAGAACGGCCGGUAAAAGCGUCUCUUCGGCGAAGAGUAUCGGCCAACAAUCCUCAAAUCUGAAGAUCCCCAACGGCUUCGAGUUGCCGCAGCAGAAAUGCGCGGAUUACGCGAACUUGGGCAAUCAGGUGUUCUCGAAUCUCUUCGGGUCGUCGUCCGAAGAACAGCUGAAAAAUUACCGUUGCUCCUUCUGCAACUUCACGACGCCUGUGCUGCCGUUCCUCUUUCUUCACGAGCGAUUCCACGUGAAUCCCCAGGAGAACCUCGAAGGCGAAGGCCGAUCGCUGCAGUGCCCGAUCUGCUCGCAGGACUUCCAUCAGCCGGAACUGUUUCACCAGCACCUGCUCACCAAGCAUCAGUUCCCCACGCUGCUCUCGCAAUUCCAGCAGCCGAUGCAGCAGCCGAACAACUUCAGACCGGACAUGGAGAAACCGAGCGACGCCAAGGAGAGAAACGAUCCGGACGUAAAAGCGGACGACCGUGCGGGAUGCAGUCCUCAGGCUGGUCAGGAUCAGAGUGUCUCUGAGACCGGUGCUGCGAGAAACCAACGUCAGGACGAGACCGCGGUGCAGGUGACGCCUCAGGGCGUGUACAAGUGCGCGCAAUGCGGAUACGCGACGACGAAUCUGAAUCGGAUCAAGAAGCACGUGCGAAAGGAUCACAAAGCGAUCGGCGACCCGACCGAGACCGUGAUCGCCGAACUCAGCAAGACUCUCAAGGAGGUGGCGAACAAGCAAAAGAUGCCGGCCUGCUACGCGAUGCCGCAGGACAUGAACUCAAACCCCGACAAGACCAUCAUGCAACCGUUCCUCAUCGAGGAACAGGAUUUCAUGCAGGCGGGCGCUGAGUCGAGCUCGGCGAAGAGAUUCGCACCGGCUCUGGUCUACCUGCCGGUCAAGUCCAGAAUCAGCAACGCCCUGACCGCUUCCUUCACUCUCACCCCUGCCUGAGUACAUUAGCCGAAUUGCGCUAUUCCUCGCGGCUGCAUCUCGCAAACAGCGGCGAGCUGCCGUCGACGCCGACGCCGACGCCGACGCCGGCGGUGGCAACAUCCGCAUCUGCGACCUAAGCACGUGGUAUCGGUUCCUAUUUAUAUCGUAUAAGACGAGCGAGCUGCCGGCAAGUGUUAUUCGCACCGUAAUACUCUGACGUUUCACUGAUUUUUGCGUAUUUUUAGGAACUUUUGCAGCGCUUUCCUAUUAUCGAUUAAGCGAAAUCUCUCUCUCUCUCUCUCUCUCUCUCUCUCUCUCUCUCUCUGUUACUCGAAUCGACGCCAAGCAAGAAAAAGCGACGCGAUUAACGCGAUAUUUGAGCAGUCAGACAUCUACAUGACAUCGGAGGUAACGCCCUCGCAUCUCGCGUCAAAGUUGAUCCUGAAAUCGCUUGAUAUUCGAGGAUGCGAUCGAUCAUCUGCGAGGAAAUUUUCGCAGAAUCUCUGAAUCGUCUUCUCAGACGUUCAUCGAUUCCGGAAGUCGGUUUAAUCACACUACAACGUUAUCCUCGUGAAAGAUCACGAAGACGAUUCCGAUGAUAUGCGAUGGUGAUCAUUCAUGAGAAAGACUCGUCGCGCAUAACGUGAGAUUGUUCAUCACAUUUCGCGACACAUCAUCGACACUCACACGCUCGAAACACGGAGAGGUCGUCCUGGAGUCCUGGCGAAUAGUAGAAAUAUUAUUUUACUUUAUUUCGAGAUGCCCUCCGAGGACGACGAGAUUGGCAGACCGCUAAAACGAUGGUGGAAAAUAAUGUGACGGUUGUUAUAUUAUUGUUCUAAGUAGGGAACACGUUAUACUCUUGUAAAUACUUAAUCGCAACUAAUUAACACGAACGGGUGAUCGACAAAGUUCCUAUUUUAAAGCGCGACACACACAGGCUCGCCUAAAGGCAUAAAGGGGGUCUCCACUUUUUUCGCUCCGCAUUUCAUUUUGUCUUUCUCUCUCUCUCUCUCCCCCUUUUCUUCCCCCUCUCUUUCUCUCUCACCGCCUCCCCCCCUCUCCCCAUUCUUCCCACUUGUUUUAGCCUCGGUUUUGCUUUUGCUCAAAUUAACCAAUUCGCGCGUGAAAUCGAGCAUAAUCGCAUUUGAUCAGCACUAAUAAGCGCACCACCU
This is a messenger RNA of Harpegnathos saltator (Jerdon's jumping ant), 6527 nucleotides long. RefSeq lists its product as uncharacterized. Lineage: Eukaryota; Metazoa; Arthropoda; Insecta; Hymenoptera; Formicidae. Bases 1735 to 5370 code for a protein of 1211 amino acids. The transcript has 2 exons. The record is from RefSeq and is a predicted model, not a curated record.